ACUUGGCUGCGCGCGCACAUCAGCCUCCUCAUUGCCUUUUUUAUUUGAUUUUUUUCGCGCUCCAAGAACGACAACUUUUCUCUUUUUUCUGGCAACAAGAAAUCAAGACGGCUCUUUUUGUUUGAACUUUCAUGUUGCCGCGUUUACAUCUGCGGUUUUUUUCGACAUGUACCCCGCGGCGAGCGAACAUUUAUCCUGCCUGGUCUGCCUCUCCAUGUUUAAAAACUUUCAAGAGUUAAAGCUCCAUAUCAACACAAACUGGCACCGACAGAAAAUGAAUGAAGUAUUCCAGAAAGAGCCUGACGGUUUUUAUAACAAGCUCCCAAACAUUGUCAUUAUGGAUCGAGACAUCCGACAAAACAUUCAUCAACGCUGCAUAGGUGUGCGAUUGCUGACUGUCUGUUUCACUCCAAGUGUGGCGCAUGUAUUUUACCUGUGCCACAGCUGUAAGGAAAUGUUGCGGGACACAAAGAUAUUAUCCCACAUUACCUCCGUUUGCCAUAUAUUCAACUACUGUAACUACAUAGAUCCAAAUAGGCUUGGAUUCUCCUGGAUUCCUAACAAAGAUUUAUGGGUAGAUCUACCCAAGCAAGAAAGAAGCCACCAAUCAGGACCAAUACAGAUGUUGGAUUUGCCUGAAAACCUGUUUGGAUUGUAUAAAACGUAUACCUACUCUCAAGUAAUGCACUCUCUCAGUGAAUUCGACAAGCUUCCCAAGCUGCUGGAAGUUGUCAAGCCAAAGAGAGUGACCAUGCAACAGUACCAAACAGACAUCCAUAGGAAGUAUCCCCUUCUAGGCAUGCAGCACCUUGUCGAAUGCAUUUGUAAGGGACAGACUGAGAGGACAUACUACCUUUGCACCCUCUGCAAACUGACGCUGGCUGCCCACACCGUCAUCAAACACGUCCUUAGCUUUGACCACAUCUAUAGUUUCUUUAAAGCCUGGCACCCUUUCACUUUGGUGUCUAAGCAGUAUUAUCGGGACUACUCAGAGGGUUUCAUGUCCAUGAUGCUAAAUUUGGCAAAGCAGGCGGAGAAGCUUCAAGGACCUGCACGGGCCAACAUGAAGCGACUGAGUCUGGAGCCUGAUAUUUUUGUAUCAGUCAAUUUCCACUCUUAUGAAGAUGCUUUGAACAAACUGGAGUCCAUUGCAAAGAAAAAGGAUGGAAGCAGCUUGAAAACAUGCAUCAAACCUGCGGGGAAACUGGAUAUUUCUGCUGUGCCACACACAAUACGUUGUCAGAACUGUGACUACUCAUUUGAGUUAGCAGACCUUUAUUUUCAGCACGUGCAAACUGAGAAACACAAAACAAUGAUGAAGAAACUCUGGAGCAAGGAACAGAGCACCGACGCUUGCAACCACAAUGCAAUGGCUACAAGUGCAGAAGAUCAGAAACCCCAUCAAGAUUUAUUCAGUGAACUCCUCCUGGACUCUGCUGCAGACACCUCCCAGGUGGUGAUCUGUAACAGCACAGAAGCAAAGGAGGCCACACCCAUUUGUGUCUGUUUUGUUUGCGAAGAUGCUUUUCCCAAGUCACUGCUUCCAAACCACUUGUCCUCACCAAAACACCUUAUACAAACACUAUUGUAUCUGAAUCCCUGCCGACUGCCUUUUGGUUGGCAAGAAGUUCCAGGCCAGAAGUUAUUGAAAUCAAUGGUGGCGAUGGAAGUGAGCGAAAGAGGAUUGUGUCAGACAAUUAUUCAGGUGCUGGAUUUACCUGCCUCGGUCUUGAGUAUCCUCAGCUCGUCAAGUUGCAAGACCGUGCUGGAAAGACUCAAGCCUGACCAUGCAGCUGACCUGCAACAUAAAGUUCCGCCGUGCCAAGUGUUUAGCGAACACAACCAUUUUCCACUGUUGGGGUGCGAGUUUCUGGUGAUGCACGACUCCUACGACCAGUCCCGUGAAGUCACGGUGGCUUCGUGUCUGCUGUGCCGGAAGCAGCUGUCGGACACUGAAUGCUUCGCUCACAUUUUCAGCUGGGAACACGUCAAGAUGUUUCUCGUGAAAUUUCACCCUGGUUCGCUGACCUCUUCUUGCGAUAGGACGAUACUGCUGGACCUGGCAAGGCAGGCCGCACACCUUCACGGUGUAUCACAUAUACAGAAAGUGACAUUUAAGAGGCCCAUCGAAGAACCUUGCGAUUUCUACAAAGCCGCAAAAUGGAAGGAAGUCAUACCGAGACAAACGUUGGUCCCUAAAGAAACCCCAAUAUCCAAGAACUGGAAGAUUGCAAAGCCUCCGGACAAUAGUCAAAACAAACAUUUGCAAAAGUCUGUGGGGAGCAAGUCUGGCCCAGCUGAUAAAGGCUGCAUUGUAAAAGCAGCAGAGGUUUCUAUAAAGACAGAGGAGCAAACAAGUAAGGAGAAGCCAAAAAGCUCCUACAUCCCUGCUAAAGUGGAGCCAAAACAAGAACAGAGCAAAGAUGUUCAGAUGUCUGCAAGCCAAGGCGGUAACCAGAAAAGGCUGCGUAUGAUGCAAGAGACAAUAGUUCUUGACAAUGCUAUAGCUCAUAAGAGACGACGUCUCAACUCCAACGAGAACGCAUCAUGUGAAGAAACGCUGAAGAUGGGGACCACAGCUGUCAAGAAGGAAGCAGUGCAAACUGUGAUCAAUGAAGCCCAGCAGGAAAAUACCCUGAAGUCUGAGCCUCAAAAUGCCCAUGUGACUUUCUUUGUUCAACCUGAUCCCAACAUUACAUUUAAAUCCACAUCAGGCACCAAAUUGACACCGUUGACCAAAAUGACUACGUCCAAAUUACCAACACCUGCAGCAGGUACAUUUAGAUUCACUACCAGCCAGUCAACCAAGUUGACAGACGCCACCACAUUGACUCCAAAUGUCCACCAAACCUUACCCAGUUCCACUAUGUUCACUGAAAGUAAGCCCAACUUGAGAGGACAUGACUCCUCAUCUAACAAUUAUCCCGCAACCACCCUUAAUGGGGUAAAAACUAAUCAGUCUUCUGUACUUGCAACCAUCUCAAAAUCUAUUGCAAGCACCACUAAGACCUCAGCACCCAGCACCGUCUGUGCCGCCGAAUCCACAGCAUCUGCUGCAGCAAGCUCUAAAUUUACUGCAACUGCCACUAAUACCACCAAGCCUACUUCUAAAUUUACUGUGGCCACCACUAGCACUACAAAACCUACCACAAGAUGUACUACAAAACCCUCAAGAGCUAUAACAACCCCCAGUGCAAUGACAACCACCUCAAAGUCUGGAACAAUUUCUAAAUUUACAUCAUUGCCCACUAGUUGUACAACAACACCCAAUGUAACCGCAACCACCAUCAUGUCUGCAACAACUUAUAAAUGUACUGCACCGGCAAGCACCACCAAAUUGACAGCAUCUAUUGCCAGUUGUGCUUCAACAAAUUCCAGCUCAAUCUCUAAAGCUCCAUCCACAAUGUCUCUAUCAUUACACAAAGCACCAAAAGACAGAACAGAAACCGUGGUCUUAUCAGCUGAAGCUCUACCAGUUCACACGAGCGUUCAAGAAGUCACUUGCGAAACUGCACACAGGGCAAGGAGAUGUUCAGAGAACACAUCGUGCACCAGGGUCAAUCUUGGAGCAUCCUCCGGUGAGAAUGUACAUUUGAAGAGCACUGGGGGGUCUAAUGUUGAAGCACAACCAUCUCUUCAGAGGUGUAACCCCCAUGCAGGACCUUCAAGCACAACCAAGCCAUUGUUUAGCAAUGUGAAGCCAACUGGAACUGUUCCCAAAAUUGGCUUAAGCUACAUAAUUGUAGUUACCAGUGAUGGAAGGAAGCAAUCCUAUUGCACUCUGUGCCGCAUUCGAUUGGAACGGUCCAGUCACCCAAUGGAAAACAUUCACCGGUACAACUAUGUGAAACUGAGGUUUCCAGAGUUGAAUGAUGAGCAGCUGGCAGGCAUCAACCUGGAGAAGUUUGGGCUCUGCAUGGCUGAGGUGGAGAAGUGUUUGGGUCAACGGAACAUUCAGACAAGAAAAGUGACAAAUGACCAAUACAAGGAGCUGUCUGUUCUUCCGGAGGCCGAAGCUUUAUACAGAUUAGAGAAUCACUUCUGCGUGUCAUCUUCCAGUAAUGGCUCUUCACUUGUCUCAAGACGACCGUUUUCAGCCACCUCCUCACAGGACGUUUCAAGUCCCGAAUAUGACCGUCAACAAGACAAGUUUGAGGACAUAAUGGAGGCCGGCACUGAAGACAACAAAGGCCUACAUCCUAAACAUGCAUUAGACAUGGAAGCUGUACACGCCAGUGAUGCUGUUCCAUUCACUGACCUGGACCCCACUCGUGCAACCAAAUCAAUGAUGGAAAUGGAUACAUCUGGGUGCAGACAACAGCAGGAGAUUGCAGAGCGAGAUUGUGGCUACACAGACACGAUUCCAGAAAGUUGUAAUGGCCGGUUAACAUCUGUGUCGCUGGCUUCUGCUUCAGUGACCACAGAACAGCGGAAUCUAGAAGACGUGGAUAGGAACUCACCAUCAUUGUUGCUGGAACUGGAAUUUCCUCCUGCUUCGGUGACCACAGAAAAGAGGAAUUUAAAAGGUUUGGAUGGGAACUCCCCAUCAAUGUUGCUGCAACUGGACCCUCUUCCUGCUUCAGUGACCACAGAACAGCACAAUCUUGAAGGCUCUCAUUUGUGCUCACAAUCAGUGUUGCUGGAGCUGGACCCGCCUCCUGCUUCUUUGACCACAGAACAGCGGAGUCUAGAAGACUCGAAUGGGCACUCACCAUCUGUGUUGCUGGAUCUUAACCCUCCUCCUGUUUCGGUGACCACAGAACAGCGGAAUCUAGAAGGCUCGAAUGGGCACUCACCAUCUGUGUUGCUUGAACUAAGCCCGCCUCCUGCUUCAGUGACUACAGAACAGCAGUUUCUAGAAGGCUCUAAUAGGCGCUCACCAUCAGCGUUGCUGGAACUGGACCUACCUUGUGCUUCAGACACAAAAGUGUGCAAUCCAGUUGGAAGCUGUCAGAAUGCUGAUAGACAGACUAGUAUGCAGAAAGCAACAAAAGACCCAGAAAGUAACCUGGGAUGCUCUGAUCCUCAUGUGCCCGUGUUUUCAGGCAAAGCAAGUAACUUGAGUACAUUUUUGUGGGUGAGGGGACCGUACAACCAGCCAAUCGUAGGUCUGGCGUCUGUGUACGAGUGUCGUGGAAUGGCUGGAGAUUCGCUCUACUUGUGCGAGAGUUGCAGUCAGAAACUCUCAGUUAGUGACAUCUGCCAGCAUGUAUUUGGCAGGGAGCACCAGCGGAAAUACAUUCUAAAGACUUAUCCUCAGUUUAUGGACACAUUUUGGGAUGACAAGGAUCUGCCAGAGGACAAAAAAAUGGAUCUCCUAAAGGAUGUAGCACACAGAGUAUCCCAACAAGAGCAUUUUAAGAAGAUGGAUGCAAAGGUGUGCUUUCUCUUUCAAGAGCUGUAUGACUAUGUUUUAACAGCUCCAUUCAGUAAAGCUCUUGAUGCGCUACAGAACGGGAAGAAGCAGAGUUUGGUAUGUAAGCCCAUCGUCACAUCGCAACUAAAGGGGAGCCAAAAAUCAAAAGAACAGAUUGGACAUUUGAAUGUGAGUGGAGUUGCUUCUGUUGAGCCUUCGCACUCUGCAGCUAGCAUGUCCCUCCAACAUCAAGAGAACCACAGAAGCUCCCUUUCAAGUCCUAUCCCCAAAACACCUGUUUGUCAAGUAAAAGAUGAACUGAUUCCCUCAGAGUCCAGAUCACCGGGACCCUCUGGUUAUAUUCCCAAGUCACCUCCAAUUUUUAAAGUGAAGGAUAAACUGAUGCUCUCAUCUGGAUCUUGUGUACCUCCUGGUGUUGUCUCCGAGACACCACCUAGUUUUCAAGUGAAAGAUGAACUGACAUCUUCUGAGUCCAAAUGUCCUGUAACUCCAGGUGUUCUCUCCAAGACGCCACCUAGUUUGCAAGUGAAAGAUGAACUGAUACAUUCUAAGUCCCGAUGUCCUGUAACUCCUGGUGUUAUCUUCAAGACACCGCCUAGUUUGCAAGUGAAAGAUGAACUGAUACCUUCUAAGUCCAGAUGUCCUUUAACUCCUCAUGGUGUUAUCUCCAAGACACCACCUAGUUUGCAAGUGAAAGAUGAACUCUUUACACAAGGCAGAUUGCAUGUAUCUGCUGAUUCUCUUGCAAAAAGGCCACCCAUUUCUCACGGGAAAGAUGAACCCAGUGUGUCGCGGUCUAGAUCCCUUUCAAUGUCUGCACCUAUCUCAAGAACACCGUCUGGUACUCAACAAGCUAAAGAUGAAUUGGUAUUCUCUGAGUCCAGAUCACCUAUAAGUGGUGCUCAAAUCUCCAAGACACUGCCUCAACUGAAAAAUGAACAGAUGUUUGCAGAACCAGUAGUUAAUAGAGUUCUGGAGAAGCGCUUCAAAACGCUACCUAAUGCUCAAGUGAAAGAUGAAACUAUGGUAUCAGAUUGCAGAUCGCCUGCAACUACUGGUCCUGUGCCCAAGAUUCUGCCUAUUUCUCAAGUUAAAAGUGAAUUGGUACUCAUGGCCUGUGGAUCUCCUGUAAGUGCUGUUCCCAUCUCAAAGGCAUCUCCAAAAGUCCAACAGAAAUCGGAAUCGACACUCUCAGAAUUCAGAUCUAUUCCCAUUGUUGAGAAACUGUCAAGCUCAAAUUCCACCAUAACUGUCGGUUCAGCAAUUCGUCAAGGUGAAUACCUUCUUACCAGGAAGAGAAAAGCUAAUAAAUCUAUCGGUGAACUCAUUAGAACGUAUACCAAUAAAACCCAAGUUGAUGAUCCUCAGCCAGCCAAAUACACACGCAACAGCAUUGUUCACUCUUUGUGGGAUAUUACUCCUGGUGUUCAAGAGGCCUCUGUGGUAAAAAUCCUAAAAUCGGACACAAAAUUGAACCCUAAGGAACACAUUGCUAGCAUCACUGACAAUUCUGUUACCAAACCUUCUGACACUACAUCAAAUAUGUGGUGCUCAAAGUCUGUGCAGACUAUUGCCACAAGUUUCAAAACUGAAAGUAGAAGGAGUUCAACAAGUUUUAAAAUUAAAACUAAUCCGUCCAAAACAUCUGAGCCGUUCAAACAGGACAGCAGACAUAUCGAGCCAGGCAGUCCAUCACACGAGCAUAAGUUUGUACGAGAAAAACCUUUGGCCUUACUAGGAGGUUUUGAGUACAAGACCCUGUUGGGUGACGCUUGUGUGAGGACCGAACCAAAGUUUGCGCCGAUACCACAGUCUCAAGGCAGUACGGAUCACACAGAGGUUUCCCUGCAUCAAAGUACAGUUUCGGCAAAUGGUGUGGAUAUGGAGUCAAACCAUGAGCUCGUUGGUACUAUAGCAGGUCCCACUGAGACUCGGCUGUCAGAUUUGGGCGGUUGCAAAUCAAAUCCUUACACUGUAGCUGCAGGGUGCACUGUGCCUAAUAACGACAACACUACAUGUGAAAGACUAAAUCCUAAUGAAGCAUCAAAAGAACUGCCGGUCCAGACCUACGACUUUACCAUACCCCUGGCAAUGGGGUGGAUGAACCCACAAAUGCAGCAGUGGGUGGAGCAGCAACAGCAGUGGGUGGAGCAGCAAAAGCAACAGCAGUGGGUGGAGCAGCAACAGCUGUGGGUGGAGCAGCAAAAACAACAGCAGUGGGUGCUGCAGCAGCAGCAACUACAACAACAGCAACAGCAGUGGGUGGUGCAGCAGCAGCAGCAGCAGCAACAACAACAGCAGCAACAGUGGCAGCAGCAGCAGCUGCUGCAACAACAGCAACAGCAGUGGGUGCAGCAGCAACUACUACAACAACAACAGCAGCAGCAGCAGCAGUUGGCACAUCAGCCGGUGGAGCAGCAGCAGUACUCGACCUGAGUAAGGCUGACGCAGACCGUCGGAAAUGUCACCACUGGCGCCUCCUUUUUCCAAACGUUCCGUGAUGUUGACAGAUGUGAAGGUGCACGGGAACAUCGCAGUAUAACGUGUUGACACUGGCACAGUUCCCUCAAAGACUCUAAAAUGUUUUCCUCUGCCAAGACUGUUUAUAAAAACGUAUGUUUACAUUUUACACUGACUGUCAUUAUGUUCUGUUGAUAGUGUAGACACUGUAUGAGUCUGGAAGAACAGACACAACUGUUUUAAGGUACUUUAUUUUUAAUGUACAGCUAGUUUCAUUAAGUCUGUUUCUGCUCUUUGUGUAUUUUUGCCCAAUAAAGUGUAAAAACUAUACAAUUCUGCCACCAUUUGACAUUUGUACUUUAGUAUUUUACCACAUCCCUGGGAAUAUAUUAUUUAUGGUGGCAGACAACUUUAUUUUAUACAUGGAAAUGAGAUUUAAUAAAUGUGAAACUU
Messenger RNA from Nerophis lumbriciformis (worm pipefish), 8290 nucleotides. RefSeq lists its product as uncharacterized. NCBI's taxonomy places the organism in Eukaryota, Metazoa, Chordata, Actinopteri, Syngnathiformes, Syngnathidae. The record is from RefSeq and is a predicted model, not a curated record.